Molecule: messenger RNA, 1359 nt
Organism: Styela clava
Lineage: Eukaryota; Metazoa; Chordata; Ascidiacea; Stolidobranchia; Styelidae
Product: solute carrier family 2, facilitated glucose transporter member 1-like
Biological process (GO): dehydroascorbic acid transport
Cellular component (GO): plasma membrane
Molecular function (GO): D-glucose transmembrane transporter activity
Source: RefSeq, a predicted model, not a curated record
AUGGAGGUUUUCAUCAAUGAAAGUUACCAGAUUCGAUACAAUGAAGUACCAUCGGCCGCUACAGCAACUCUCAUUAUCAACCUAGCACACUCCUCUCUGGUGUGGGGAUCUGUACUUGGAUGUAUAAGCGUCAAACUAGUGAUUAAUACGUUCAGCCGCAAAGGAUCAAUUUUAUUUGUUCACAUCUUCUUGGUGCUGUCUUCCGUUUUAAUGGGACCUGUUGCGCAGUAUUGGCAUGUUUACGAAACACUUAUCAUCGGUCGCUUCCUCAAUGGGGUAUUCAAAGCUAUUGCUCUUGCUGUAGUUAUGAUAUACGUCGCUGAAAUAUCUUCUCGAAAGAGAGUUGGUUUUUAUCAAGGACCGUUUUCAACAUUCCAGUACAUUUCAAGCGCAUUCGGAAUGGGUCUAUCGCAUUCAAAGGUUUUAGGAACACAGGAACUUUGGAUGUGGACGAUGUGUAUAUCAAUAGUUGCUUCAAUUAUAUAUUUUCUAUGCUAUCCGUGGAUUCCAGAAACUCCAGUAUAUCUUCUAGAAACUGGAAAGUGGGAAGAUGCGUUGAAUAAUUUGAAAAAACUCAGGUCAAACUCAAAUGUAGAAAGUGAAUUAACUACUCUUCAAAAAGAAUCUCGAGAAAUUUCACAGCGAAAUUACCUGACUUUAUCUUCGAUUUUCAAAAAGAAAUACCUCAGACGACAGUUGUUCGUCAAUACGAUAAUAAGGACAACGUCUCAGUUACUAGGACUUCAGGCAAUUGAAAUGUUUUCCGAUUCGCUACUGUUGGAUGCGGGAGUUGAUGAAAAAUAUGUCACUAUAUUAUCUGUUGGUGUCUUUCUUCAGAUUAUUUUAGCAUUUUUGAUUACUGCGCCAUUGCAACGUCGUUUCGGUUUGAAGAAAGUAUAUGUCAUCGGUCUUAUCAUAAUAUCUCUAAGUUAUUUCAUAUUUACAAUAGCUGGAGGACUAUAUGUUAAAUUUCAGUACAUGAGUUCAGUUGCAAUAGUAGGAUUUUUUACACUUGUUUUUGGUUUUCAAAUCGGACCUCUGUUUGUGACAUUUGGACUUCCAUCAGAACUCACGACCGCUAGUAGUCGCCCCACUGUCGUUUUUUACAGCCAGUGUACACUCUGGAUUUCUGCUGGUAUAAUUACGUUUGUAUUCCCGUAUUCACACCAAGCAUGGGGUGUUUACGCAUACACCCCGUUCGUCAUUAUGUCAAUAGUCCUUAUUCCAUUUUCUGUAUUUUUAGUACCCGAAACGCAUAAUCGUUCCGCCGCUCAGAUACAGAAAUCUUUCGGAAGAGAAACUAUGAAUGAUGAAUUUCAUCAAAUCGAUUCGAAUCGUAGCAUUGCUAGUAUCACAUAA